This is a messenger RNA of Rotaria sp. Silwood2, 771 nucleotides long. Lineage: Eukaryota; Metazoa; Rotifera; Eurotatoria; Philodinida; Philodinidae. The record is from the annotation of a GenBank genome assembly.
AUGUUAGGUUUUAGCCGAUGGCAAUGGUCUCGACCAUUGCAUUAUAUCAAUAUACCUCCGUGGAGUUGUAAUUACGUACAUGAAAGAGAUUGCAUCAAUGAUAUAUGUACUUAUGGUGCAUUAAAAAAUUAUUCCACACGACUAAUGACUUAUAAGAAUGGUGUACAACAUCAACAAGAUUUUUUCUUUCUGGUUCAUUUUGCUAGUGAUAUUCAUCAACCGUUACAUGUAGGCUUUAAAGAUGAUGCAGGUGGAAAUGGUAUUACAGUUCGUUUUAUGAAUACUUCAACUAAUCUACAUUCUUUAUGGGAUACUGGUAUAUUGUCAUAUCGUCUACGCAAUACAUUUCAAUCGAAUAUUAAUUCCUACUAUGAUUAUCUUUAUUUGAAGAUGUUAAAUCAAACUGUAGAAAUGAAUAAUGAUAGUUUUAUGCAAUGGAUUGUUGAAAGUAUAGAUAUUGUUUGUAAACAAGUCUAUUUCGAUGAAAUGAACGUGAUAAUGAAUUCAUCGACUAGCUUCAAUUUGAGCCAUGUGUAUUAUGAACGAAGUUGGCCUGUUGUCGAAAAACGUCUCAUUCAAGCCGGUUAUCGCUUGGGUGCUUUGCUUAAUCGAAUCUUAAAAACACAUACAGAGUCAACAACGCCAACACCACCAACAACAACAAUAACAAAUGAGAGUUGUCAGAAUGCAGCGUUCUCAUCACCAUUCUCUAUAUUGAUCUUACUAUUAGUCCUAUCGGUGUUGUCGUAUUUAUUCAAUGAAAAAAUAUGA